AUGAAUAUGGAGAACUUAACUGAUGAACAGCUGAGUCAUUUGAUACGUGUGGUAGCGCUCGAUCUCAAGUUGAAAGCUGAAAUAUUUGAACAAAUUAAAAUUUUGUCUGCGAACGAACGUUUUACAUUUUUCGACGAGCCUAUCAAUGCCCACAAUGCACCCAGCGAGUGUGCAAGCAGUGCACGCAACAAAAUCAGUUUUGCAGUUUUUGUACCGAGAAAAGGUGGUGCACUUGAGAGAGCACGUCGAAUGUUGGUUUCUGCGUUGGAAGAGUUUGAUACUACAACACCUUUUAUUCACAUCGAUGAUGCGCUUACUGAAGUACAGGUCAGUAGCCGAGUACAUCAGCGCUUUAUUCUCUAA
This is a messenger RNA of Anisakis simplex (herring worm), 363 nucleotides long. NCBI's taxonomy places the organism in Eukaryota, Metazoa, Nematoda, Chromadorea, Rhabditida, Anisakidae. The record is from the annotation of a GenBank genome assembly.